CUGAAGCUUAUAGUCAUUGCUGAUUGUUAAACCCCAUAAUCUAAUGGCUUCUUCAUCGAAACGCAAAGAGGUUUACGAUGUUUUCUUGAGUUUCAGAGGCACAGAACUGCGCAACAACUUCCUUGGUCAUCUCUACAAAGCUUUAGACCAGAACGGAAUAUUCACUUUUAUUGAUAAUGACGAACUGAGGAGGGGAGACCAAAUAUCACGGGCGCUUAUGAAGGCCAUCGAAGAAUCAUGCAUCGCAAUCAUUGUUUUCUCGGAGGAUUAUGCUUCCUCACGGUGGUUCUUGGAAGAGAUGGCGAAGAUUAUGGAGUGCAAGGAGCAAAAGAACCUUACCGUUCUACCGGUGUUUUAUAAAGUGGAUCCAAGAGAAGUCAGAGGGGGGAGAGAGAGCUUUGAGAGAGCUCUGGCCAAGCAUGCGUUAAAGUUUGGAAAGGAUUCGGAAGAAGUGAAGAGAUGGAAGAAAGCUCUCUUCGAUGCCGGUAGCUUGUCUAGGUGGCAUUUGAACGAUGGAGAUGAGUCAGAACUUAUACAAAGGAUUGUGAAGGAGAUAUCCACUUGCCUAGACCGAACAACUUUGCAUGUUGCUAAGCAUCCAAUUGGGAUAGAUUCCCGAGUGGUUAAGCUAAAAUCGAUGUUAAACCUUGAGUCUGAUGAUGAUGUUGUCAUGGUGGGAUUAUUGGGACAAGGAGGCAUAAGGAAGACAACUUUAGCAAGAGCUCUAUACAAUGCUAUUUUUAGACAAUUUGAGGGUUCGUGUCUUUUGGGAAAUGUUCGAGAAGAUUCAAAAGAUUCGAAGGAUUUAGCUUAAUUGCAAGAAAAAAUACUAUUCGAGAUUUUGUCACUACAAAAAAGAUUAGUAGUGUCCAGUGUUGA
Messenger RNA from Syzygium oleosum, 879 nucleotides. Its product is annotated as toll/interleukin-1 receptor-like protein. The coding region runs from base 44 to 814 and encodes 256 amino acids. NCBI's taxonomy places the organism in Eukaryota, Viridiplantae, Streptophyta, Magnoliopsida, Myrtales, Myrtaceae. Gene Ontology annotation, biological process: defense response; signal transduction. The record is from RefSeq and is a predicted model, not a curated record. The transcript is spliced from 2 exons.